Cydia pomonella (codling moth) is the source of this 884-nucleotide messenger RNA. RefSeq lists its product as uncharacterized. The record is from RefSeq and is a predicted model, not a curated record. Lineage: Eukaryota; Metazoa; Arthropoda; Insecta; Lepidoptera; Tortricidae. The transcript has 4 exons. The coding region runs from base 281 to 835 and encodes 184 amino acids.
AUAUCAAUAUAGCAUUUGAGAAAUGGUGCAGCUGUAAAUUUACCAGACUGUAAAUCUACAGCUGCGUUUUAAACGGUAGUUGAAACCGUUUUACUAGUUUCUUUUUUUGCAACUGUCAGCUGUCAAAUUGAACUAACAUCUCAAUCUCCAUAAGUAACAUAACAUAACCAAACAAACAGUAUGAGCUCGCACUUGCAUGCAUGCAUGCAUGCCGUAUUCAUUAAUUUAUAGUGUAAUUAAAUAUUAAUAAAAGUAGUGUUAAGUGUUAUAUACAAAACUAAUGUCCGAUUCGUCUGAUGAUGAAGACCUUUCGAGGUUCCGAGAGGCUGUCGAUACUUCAUUCACUAAACUCAUCAAUGAAACCCGCGGUAUCACACAAAAAGAAGAAAAAAAACCCAUUUCUGAGAGGUAUUUGGAAACUGCCAGCCACUACAAUGAUGUCAAGGUGCCGGAGAAAAUGCAGAAACAGAUAGGCGUAAAGAUCUCCAAGAUUAUUGAGAAGAAUGUUGAAUUUGUAGACAUAGAGGAAAAUGGAGUGAAAAAACGUAAGAUCAAAGGUGGUGUGAGACUGUUCUCUGACUCAGCGGACUACCUGUCACCGGAGGCUGCGGUGGACACGUAUACUGAGACACAUAAUGCACAGUCUAGGAAAAUGAUGAAAAAGAAGCGUGAAGAAGAACAUAUAGAUGAGAAUGACAAAAUUGCAGCAGUGGCAGUGACAGGCGAGUAUGUUUUAUCAAAAGAAGAAACAAAAUGCUGGAAAUCUAGACGAAAAGAAAAAAUAUUCAAAUACAAGGCUCAUAAAAACAGCAAAGUUAUAACUGCUAUUGAAUAGUUUUCAUAAUAAAACAAAAGAGUAAAUUUAUGUUUUAUUUCUAUUUACA